Messenger RNA from Scleropages formosus (Asian bonytongue), 1771 nucleotides. Its product is annotated as GTPase IMAP family member 6-like. The record is from RefSeq and is a predicted model, not a curated record. Lineage: Eukaryota; Metazoa; Chordata; Actinopteri; Osteoglossiformes; Osteoglossidae. The coding region runs from base 242 to 1531 and encodes 429 amino acids. The transcript is spliced from 5 exons. Gene Ontology annotation, molecular function: GTP binding.
CCUGGUCAAACCCGCUGCUCCACUGCACCCUCGCUGUGGCACAGAGCUGAUCUGUUAUUAAUUCUGUGUCAGCGCACUAAAAACUACACUAGGAAACCAUUGGUAACCACAUGGCUUUGGCAAAGGUCAUCUGUGCGUGUGCCCAUUGCAAUGCUUACAUGGAGUACAAAGCGAGCGAGAGCUCUCAGGGAUCUCAGACAAACUUUUGAACCGUAGAUAUAUGUGAACUUCUACUGCAAGGAUGGAGGGAACACUGUCUUCAUCACCCAGCUAUGUGUCUAUGAAGACUGACCGAUCCAAGGAAGAGCCACUUAACUUUAGCUGGAAAAUUUCUACACCCUGUUUAAGUGAGCAGUUCUGCAGCAGAGAUGACCUGUCCAUCAGUGCAAAUGAGCCCAAGGAUCUGCUGUCCAUUACCUGUGGGCACAGUGUGUGCUGGCAGGGCCUCGGUGGCCACUGGGAUCAGUCUGAUGCUGCAGUGUCUUAUGCCAGUUUAGAGUACAGCACAGAGUUCAGCCCCCAUCCUGUAAAGUACCCUCACACACACCUGUCUGGGUCCGUGUCCACUUCUGCUCUUCUUGCUUAUUGCCGCGCUGGAUCUGGAGACGUGAACUGUGAUUUAUGCAUUGAGAAGCUGGAACGAGCUGUGAAAACCUGUUCGACCUGCCGUGAGUCCUACUGUGAGCCUCAUGCCAGACAGCACUUCACUGUACCAGCACUGCAGAGACACAAACUGGUGGAGCCCAGUGGAAGUACAGAAACGAAAAAGGUGACUGAGAAACCCUCAGUGGUCACAGUUCCAUUGCUGAAACCAUGUGGGCAGCAACCAUGUGAAGAUGAAGCAAUUUUCAGUGUGAACGACGAAGGUGGCGGACUGAGGAUUUUGCUGGUGGGGAAGACCGGAGCAGGGAAGAGCGCCACAGGAAACACCAUCCUGGGGAGAGACGUGUUUAAAGUGGGAUUCUCUCCAGCGUCCGUGACAAAGAGCAGCGAGAGACAAGAAGGAGAGGUGGCCAGGAGAAGAGUUACUGUGAUCGACACCCCUGGGAUCUUCAAUACUUCACUGACCGAGGAGGCGAUGAGACGUGAAAUACAGACGUGCAGAGACCUGUCUGCUCCGGGACCCCAUGUGUUCCUGCUGGUCAUCAGACUAGGGAGGUUCACAGCUGAAGACAGGAAUGCUGUGAGAUGGAUCCAGGAGAACUUUGGAGAAGAAGCCUCAUGCUAUACAAUGGUGCUCUUCACUGGAGGAGAUCAGCUGGAUAAACCAAUCCAAGAGUUUCUGAGUCACAGUUCUGAGCUUCAGAAGAUCAGUAGUAGCUGUGGAGGUGGAUUUCAUGUCUUCAACAAUAAAGAAAAGAGCAGAGACAGUCAGGUGACAGAGUUACUGGAUAAUAUGGACAGGAUGGUGGAGACAAAUGAAGGUGCUUAUUACAAUAAGGGCUGGGCUACGAAAAAGUCGAGGAAUAAAAAAUGGAGCUUGAUUAAUUUUUUAAUGAAGAAUCACAAAUUGAGGACAAGAAACAAAUGAUGUGCAUGUAAAUUUUUAUCUGAGGAAAUUUUAGUGUAUAAUAACAGUCAAAAGUUGAAGUAUGCUGGUUUAUUUAUACUGUAGCAAAGCUUGUAUAUUUCCUUCUUCUGCAUGGAGACUUCUCUCUGUAGACUGUAUAUUUUUCCGUAUGUUCACUUUAUGUAUGAUUUGCACUAGUUGUUGUGAUGUAACUGUACAGCAGCUUACCGAACCUGAGGAUACUCGUGAAACAAAAUUAAA